AACUAACAACUCCAACACCCACUCCAUAAUGAUAUAUUUCUUUCUCUCUCUCUCUCUCUCUCUCUGAUACCAAACUUGGGUUUGGGUUCAGCGUACAUUUCAUCACAUAAAUCAUUCUAGCUUAUUCCUAAAGCCAACUGGGUUCAAUAUAACUUGUACCCAUUUUUCUGGUUUCCAUGCUCUUAAGAUCUACAGAUGAUAUUAGUACUGUAUCUCAGCUAGCUAGCUUUGUAGUAGCUCCGUACGUUUUCUUGCUGGUUUAUUGUUUUACUUCUAUGAAGCUGGGAUGAGAGAUCGUGCAGAAAGAUUUGCAGUUCUUCCUUUCUCAGUUGGCUGCACUUCAGAGUCCAGCGUUGCUCUAGGCGCCUCAGCUAAACAGAAGAAACCAAAGCCAGAAUCAAACCGGCCUCCUCUAAUGAGAAGAGAAGAAGGAGAAGAAAGGCCAUCCAGAUCAAAAAUGAAGAAUUCUUUUGGUUUUCUUGCUCUACCAAAGCCGAACAUUGCUGGUGGGAUACAGCGAGUGUUCAGAAGCAUCAAAAGUUUUUCUCAACUCUUUGUUUACAAAGAAGAGAAUGAAGAGAUGGAAAAGGAGAUGGAAAUUGGAUAUCCAACAGACGUGAAACAUGUCACACACAUAGGGUUGGAUGGGUCAACGACAACAAACCCAGCAAAGGGAUGGGAAAAUCUGACAGCUCCUGAAAUCAUUUCUUUCCCUUCAAUUUCUUUGAGGCAGUUCGAGCUCGCCAUGGCAGCACAGGCUCACGAACCACCUCUCGUAGAUCAUGUUGCUCCUAAUUGAUCAAAGUUUAGUUAAAAUGAUUGAUUAUUUUGACUACGAAGUAUAAAGAUGAUGAUGAUUAGGUACCGAUCGAGUGGUGAAGACAAGUCUUAAUAUUGGAUUGAAAACUUAUGGUGAUGACCUUAUUGCAUGUGUGCUAGCAGAUAGCUUUGUAUACAGCCUGAAAAAAUCACAUCCAAAACAACGUUUUCGGUUUUUGUUGUGUACUUCUUUCCUGCAAACAGCUAGGUGCUGAUGACAAGAGUGCUACUGCAUCUUCUGUAGAGAUCUUGCAAACCCUGAUUCAAACUUCUUUACAAAUGUGCUAUAUAUAUAUAUAUAUGGAUGAUUUACUUGAAUCAUAUACACACAUAUUGUGUGUGUGUGUUUUUAUGUUGUUUUUACCUUGAACAGCGGGAGAUGUUAAAAAAUCUUAUCCUUUCCUCUC
Messenger RNA from Carya illinoinensis, 1226 nucleotides. RefSeq names its product CRIB domain-containing protein RIC4-like. Lineage: Eukaryota; Viridiplantae; Streptophyta; Magnoliopsida; Fagales; Juglandaceae. The transcript has 3 exons. The coding region runs from base 287 to 799 and encodes 170 amino acids. The record is from RefSeq and is a predicted model, not a curated record.